Peromyscus maniculatus bairdii (prairie deer mouse) is the source of this 4490-nucleotide messenger RNA. It is a transcript of the gene Dmbx1, whose product is annotated as diencephalon/mesencephalon homeobox 1. Gene Ontology annotation, molecular function: RNA polymerase II transcription regulatory region sequence-specific DNA binding; DNA-binding transcription factor activity, RNA polymerase II-specific. Lineage: Eukaryota; Metazoa; Chordata; Mammalia; Rodentia; Cricetidae. The record is from RefSeq and is a predicted model, not a curated record. Gene Ontology annotation, biological process: regulation of transcription by RNA polymerase II.
GAUGCCGCCAUGCAGCACUACGGGGUGAAUGGCUAUUCCCUGCACGCCAUGAAUUCACUCAGCGCCAUGUACAACCUGCACCAGCAGGCAGCCCAGCAGGCCCAGCACGCCCCCGACUACCGGCCAUCAGUGCACGCGCUUACGCUGGCUGAGCGCCUAGCUGACAUCAUCUUGGAGGCCCGCUAUGGCUCCCAGCACCGCAAACAGCGUCGUAGUCGCACAGCAUUCACAGCCCAGCAGCUUGAGGCCCUGGAGAAGACCUUCCAGAAGACUCAUUACCCAGAUGUGGUGAUGCGCGAGAGGCUGGCCAUGUGUACCAAUCUGCCUGAGGCCCGUGUGCAGGUCUGGUUCAAGAACCGCAGGGCCAAGUUUCGAAAGAAGCAGCGCAGCCUGCAGAAGGAACACCUCCAGAAGCAGAAGGAGGCCGAGGGUUCCCACGGAGAAGGCAAGAUGGAGGCCCCAGCCUCAGACACCCAGCUGGAGGCGGAACAGCCUCCCAGUCUGCCCAGUGGUGACCCCCCUGCUGAGCUUCAAUUGAGCCUGUCGGAGCAAUCAGCCAGUGAGUCGGCCCCUGAAGAUCAGCUGGACCGUGAGGAGGACUCCCGGGCUGGGGCCGAGGAGCCCAAAGCUGAAAAGAGCCCUGGAUCUGAGAGCAAGGUGCUGGGCUGCAAGAGGGGCAGCCCCAAGGCAGAUUCCCCAGGCAGCCUGCCCAUAACUCCCGCAGCGGCCGGGGGAGGCCUCCUGGGCCCUUCCCAUUCCUACUCGUCGUCCCCGCUCAGCCUCUUCCGUCUGCAGGAGCAGUUUCGCCAGCACAUGGCAGCCACCAACAACUUGGUGCACUACUCGUCUUUUGAAGUGGGAGGUCCGGCGCCUGCUGCAGCUGCAGCUGCGGCUGCUGCAGUACCCUACCUAGGUGUCAACAUGGCCCCACUGAGCUCACUGCACUGCCAGUCGUACUACCAGUCCCUGUCAGCAGCUGCGGCUGCCCACCAGGGUGUGUGGGGGUCCCCAUUGCUGCCGGCGCCCCCUACAGGCCUGGCACCUGCCUCAGCUGCCCUGAACAGUAAAACCACGAGCAUUGAAAACCUUCGCCUCCGGGCCAAGCAGCACGCAGCCUCCCUGGGACUCGACACACUUCCCAACUGACUGGCUUCCAACCCAGCCAUGGUCUUGUGUGUUCCCCCGUCUCAGACCCAUGGUUAUCCCCAGAAGGCUCUCCAAGAAUUAAUCUUGAGAGCUCAGGGAUGCUGGGGCCUGGAGUCCUCUCACCCCGUGCCCCUUCUUCAGAGUCCCAGCCCCAACCCACACACCCUCUGCAUGACCCUGCUUGGACCCCGUGGAGGUCAAAUGGGGAGGAGGUGAGCAACUGGCUAGAUCCCCUCCUCAGUAUUGCCUCCUCCCUCCUGGCCCUCCCCACUAGUAAGCUGAUGUGUGGAAUGUGAGAUAUAAAUAUAAAUAUAUAAAACUAUAUUUUCAGGCAUUGCCUGCCCCCCACCGCCCCAUCACAUUGCCAUUGCUACCCUUGCCUCUGAAAUUCUCUCUCUCUCUCUCUCUCUCUCUCUCUCUCUCUCUCUCUCUCUUUCUCUCUCCUUCCCUCCCUCCAUCUUUCCCUCUCUCUCUUUCCUCCCUUGAUUUCCCCCCCAGUCCCACGGCCUCUGUCUCGAUCCUGUCUCCCUGCCUACCUGGCUCUAACCGCUAGGCCAUCCCUCCGCCUCUGGUUUCUUCUGUUGGUGUUGGCUGUGUUAGUGUCCUGUAUUCUCAAAUAGUGUUUUGUUUAGGGGUUGUGGCUUUUGGUUUUAGAAAUUUCGUUUCUUCCUGUUUCUCUUCUGCCCUGCCUGCCUCUCUCCCCGCCUAGCCUGAACACUCUCUGGGCGGCUCUUCCACUCUAUGCCCCAAGAUUCCUACUUGGAGGCCCUGGAGCAACAGGCAGGAGGUAACCCCAGCCCCACAGCGUCUCCCAGAUAUUAGGAAGGGCUCCAGCCACUUUUUCUUCUCUUACUUCUUGUCUUGGAAGUACCAGCUCCCCACACUGUAGAGCGGCAUGUGGCGGCAUUGGCCAGGCUUGCAGUAGAACAGAUGACAUCAUUGUAGGGCCCUAGAGGUCCCUGUCAGUGAGUGAAGCACGUGGUCUCAGGAUUUGUUGCCUUUCUGUCUCAGAGGCAGUUGUGGGAGAAGAAGUUGUGUCUAGUUAUCACUGGCACGGUAAGGGGUGUUCUUGCCCGUCUAGGCAACCCUGCUCUGCAGACUCCCUGUCAGGGUGGUGUGACCUUGGGCAGGCACAGUGUUUCCUGGGAUGGUCUUGGAUAAGAUGACGUAGAAGAUUCUGUCCGUUUCCAACCACCCAGCAUUCUGUGCCCACAGGUUUGGAGGGCAGGGGCUUUUUUAUUUAAAUUUAACAAUAACGACUCAGCACAGACACUUAGAAAAGCCUGAUGUGUAAGUUAGAACAUUAUUGCUGUUUACUGAGGAACAAUGCAUCCUGCAUACAUGAAGCUCUCUGUGGAUACUGCCUCAGUUUCUCUGUAAGUGUAAUGGAUCCUUUCUAGGUUAGAUAAUCUGGAUUUGAGCCUAUUUUUCUUGGAUUCCAGUGCUAGCCUUGGGGGCUACUCCAUUUUCAUGCCCAUGGUGGGGGUGGGCUUAGAUCCCUGGUUAUGAUUCCCCAGUCCUUUGCCUCGCCACUGAACCCUGAAUCCCAGGCUGAGAGGGUGGCCUGGCAUGACUGGCCUACAGAGCCAACAGUGCCCACUUUAGCAAGGUCAGUCUGGACUAGGGUAGGAGGAGAAGGCUCCAGCCAGUAAAAAGCGGGGAGGUCAAUAAAACCUGAGCUGGGAAAAGGACAAAAGCAAAUAGGAGAGGUGAGCAUGAGUGGACCGUUGAACAGGAGGGGACCGGCCUCGUGAGAGGUGGGCCAGAAAGGCCUAGAAUCUAGCCUCACAUCCCACUUCCUGGCAGCAAGCACCAAAGGCAGGCAGUCCAGGGUUUCUGAACAAGGGGUGUCUCCCUGGGAUCUGGAAUCUUGAAGUUGAGUCCAAAGCCAUGGGAACAUCAGAGAAGGAGAGACUUGGCCAGGGAGACAGAAGGGGCUCUAGGCUGAGGAGGGUUCCGUGGGCCAUGACUAACGGAUUGUGGUGAGCUUCAGGAAGUUGUGUUUCUAAAGCAUCUCAACUGGACCAGGCACAAGGCUGAAACAGUUUGUCUAUUCCUGGGUGCAAAUGACUGUCUCUGGGACUUGGUUCGCAACAUUUCUAGGCAUUCAUACCCAGAAGGAGCAAGGCCAUCUGGAGUUGUAUUCUGUCAUGGCAGAAGCCAGGGCUCCCUAGGCUUUUCAAAGCUCUCUCUGAUUUGGCUGGUAGUUCUCCCACAGUGCUGACACGAGCCCACAGGCCAGAGAAGAAAGGGAAGACACAUGCAGCGUUUAUCCUCGAGGAUCUCGAGGGAGUUUAAGGUACCAGAGUCAGGUACUUAAAGCAACUGAAAGAGAAGGGGUUGGUGAGAUAGCUAACCAUGCCUCCUUGUGAAGGUUAGAAGGUACAAGCUUGGGUUGGGCCCACCUGAUUCUAUUGAUGGACUCUCUCCCAGGCCUUCUGGUCACCCAGGGCACAGAACCUGAGGAUCGAACCCUUCCAAGCCCCUCUACAAAAGAGUCUUGUACCUUUCUGCUCCUUCCUGUUUGAGGUCUCCUUCGCCUUGCUUCCUCACUUCCCUGAGCAUGGUCCAGGGGCCUGGGUCCCCACCUCUAAGCAGAGGCUGAUGCGCAAUAUAGACUGCUUUCCAAACCAGCUAUUCUGUGACCAUUUGUGCUUAGAGGUUGUACCAGCCCGUGGCAAAAACACCGUGUAUUGUAUUUAUUUAUUCUGUUAGUUGAAGAAACAAAACGCAAACCACUCUCUCUCCCUUAUCCUGCCCCCCUGCGUAGCACAGCAUGAUGCUCUGUCCUGUGUAUCUGUCUGUCAGUCUUUUGGUCUUACUUCCUGUGACUUUGUGACCUGUUCUUUGUCCUAAUUGGCUAAUAAAAGAGAACCUGGCAGCAUAGCCCUUGACCCAUAUUCAUUCCCAGAGAUGCCUACAGUGGGCUGAGUAGGUGGCGUUUCAGAGUCUCACAGUGACUAGAGGGACACGGCGCAGGUUUGCCUUGAGACAGGCGGCUUCUCUGCUGCUCUUGCAACAAUCUCCAUGACUCUUACUUGCCCAUAGCUCGUGCUCAUGUGCCACUUUGGGGAAGUCAUCGGGAGCAGGGAGUAUGGUACAGUUCUAUUUUCUCUGGCCUUUUUGGGGUCUCACCCAAGGACAGGUGGCAGGGCAGUCUGGGGCAGGCUACACUUACCGCUGUUUGGAGUAGCCUGGGGGAUAGUUCUGCAGGGUGGAGAGACCAGAAUAAUAUGUGAAGCCUCCAGCAAGCCAGAGCCAAAGCUGAAUACCAGGAAUGCACAUUUGAAUUUCUAGGCACGGUGGCACACAUGUGUCAUCCCAGCACUUGAUGUAUGGAGGCA